Eucalyptus grandis is the source of this 1371-nucleotide messenger RNA. Its product is annotated as probable polygalacturonase At3g15720. The record is from RefSeq and is a predicted model, not a curated record. Gene Ontology annotation, biological process: carbohydrate metabolic process. The transcript has 11 exons. Bases 1 to 1371 code for a protein of 456 amino acids. Gene Ontology annotation, molecular function: polygalacturonase activity. NCBI's taxonomy places the organism in Eukaryota, Viridiplantae, Streptophyta, Magnoliopsida, Myrtales, Myrtaceae.
AUGGGGACUAAUCGCUAUCGUGGGGAUAACAUUCUAGUGUGCUUUAAUAGGACAAUUGGAACUUGGAAGGGAUUUGUAGCUGCAAUAUACUUGGUCCUCUUCGCUGCUCCGUCAACUUUUUCAAGCCAUGGAAUCGUUGCAGCAUCACCCAUCUACAAUGUGAUAAACUAUGGUGCAAUUGGAAAUGGAGUCGAUGAUGAUACCCAGGCCUUUGUGAAAGCUUGGGGAGAUAGUUGUGGAGACAGCGGAGCACGAGGAACGCCAACUUUAGUUGUUCCUGGUGGGAAGAAGUUUAAACUAUCUCCUGUCUCUUUCAAGGGCCCGUGCAAGUCUUCAAGCUUUAUCGUAAAGAUUGAUGGGACUUUAGUUGCUCCUAGUUCACCAAGUGAAUGGAAAGGCUGCUCAGCGGAUAGCUGGUUGGUUUUCCAAGACGUGGCCAAUCUCAAUGUCAAAGGAUCAGGACAAGUCGACGGCCAGGGUUCACUUUGGUGGGGUGGAGCUAAGAAUAGACCAACUGCCCUGUCCUUUUUUCAUUGCAUCAAUCUAGUGCUAAGUGGACUGCAACACAUUAACAGUCCAAAGAAUCACAUCUCUAUCAGUGGCUGUGAUGGCGGUACCAUCUCCAAUCUCCGAAUUUCUGCACCUGAAACUAGCCCUAACACAGAUGGGAUCGACAUUUCUAGCACCAACCACCUUAACAUCCAAGAACUUAAUAUUCAAACAGGGGAUGAUUGCAUUGCUAUAAAUGGUAACUCCAGCUACAUUACUAUCACUGGAGUUUCAUGUGGACCUGGCCAUGGUAUAAGCAUUGGAAGCUUAGGUGAACAUGGAAUCAGUGACACGGUCGAAGGGGUACAAGUGCAGCAUUGCACAUUCACUGGAUCUACGAAUGGAGCGAGGAUCAAGACUUGGCAGGGAGGUUCGGGAUACGCCAAGGGUAUUACUUUUGAUCAAAUCACGCUCAACGCAGUGAAGAAUCCAAUCAUCAUCGACCAAUUUUAUACCAAUGAAGUAGCUCAAGAUAAUUUGGCAUCGAGCGUGGCGGUGAGCAACGUGACGUAUACCGGCUUUCGGGGGACCAGUGCUUCGGAUCAAGCCAUCAUACUCAGUUGUUCCAGCAUAGGUUGCCUGGAUAUCAGAUUGGACAACAAUAUGAUCACAUCAUCGACGCCUGGGAAAACGGUCACUUCCUGGUGCAAGAAUGCCCAUGGAUCAGCUACUUUGACCACACCUCGAGGUUUUGAGAUUCCCGCUGUGGUUGUCAAUGCUGCUUUUGGCGAGGGUAUAGCUGACCCUCCUGAUGAAGCUGUGGAGGACCCGGUGCCCCCAGAGCCGGUGGAGUUUGAAAGAUCUGUGAACAUGUCCGACUAG